UACCCUAAUAUUAAACCAACUCAAAUCUACCUAAGAGUAUCGAAAAUAUCUAAAACCUUACGAAUAGGAAAAUACACUGGAACUAAAAACUAAUUGAAUUUUAUGAAGAACCAGUGAGCAGGAAUGACCCAAUACAAAGAAAUGUUCAGAUAGCAGUUCCAUGCAAACUCUGGUUCGUUCUCUCUCGUCUUCGUGGAGAAGCUAACUAAACGAAAGAAUUUCAUUCCAUUGAUAUCAAAGGCAAUCCUUCAGGUAGGAUGUCUGUCACACUACUUCCCAGCAUAAAUCUCUUUAUCUAUUUAAAACCCUAAACCCUAAAACCUUAAGCCAUAAACUUUAAUAUCUACACUGCACAUCGUGUUUGUUCAGUAAUGAUAGGGGGUCAAAUGGCUGUUCUUAGAACCCUAGUUUUGAAAAAAGUACUUUUGAGGCGUCUGGGUUCAUUAAAAUCUUCAUGUCUGGAACAGCCAUAUUUUCGAGAUUUAGAUGCCUUAGAAUCAUACAUUGUCGGUUUUACUCGUCGGAAAUCACCCUUAAAUCCUGUUCACUACCGUGGAGUUCAUUCAUUAAGCCCUAGUUCAGCUGAUGAAUUGCUAAAUCAAUUGCUGAAAAAAUUGAAAAAUGGAAGGUGUUACUCUGCGUUACAAUAUGGAGAAAAGAGUGCAGAAAUUACGGAGGCUCCAAUCAAUAUACCUGAAAAUGAUAAAAAUCUAGUAAAUAGUAAAGAUUUUGAUAGUUCUGAAGAAAAGAGAAAUAGUGUUAAAAGAGUUAGCGAUGUCCAAUCUCGUGAUCCCGCGGUUCUGUUUCGGGAGAUGUGUCAGUCCACCAGACCUGCGCAGCUAACUCUAUCGGAGAAACAAAAAAUACUAGAGAUUUUGCAGUGGUUCGCUCACUCGGGCUGGGCUUGUAACCAAGCUCUGGCUCUGUAUAUCAAAGAUUCAGUUUUUUCUACAGCUGUGAGCAGUUUCAGCAGGUUUGUUAUCCAACAAGGCCAGAGAGACAUGUUAGAGCAUUUGGUAAGGUUAGGGGCUUCAAAGGAAUCUGUCCAGUUUCUUUUUCCCUUGUUUGCAGAGUUUUGCAUGAAAGAGUUUGAAGAUGAGAUAAGGAGUUUUAGGAGUAUGGUUGGAACUGCAGAUCUGAGGAAGCCACACACCUGGUUUCCGUUUGCACGGGCGAUGAAGAGGAAGAUCGUGUAUCACUGUGGGCCCACAAACAGUGGCAAAACAUAUAAUGCAUUGCAGAGGUUCUUGCAGGCGAAGAGUGGAAUCUAUUGUGGUCCGCUUCGGCUCCUUGCAAUGGAGGUGUUUGACAAAGUGAAUGCACUUGGUGUUUAUUGCAGUCUUCAUACAGGUCAAGAGAAGAAGAAUAUUCCGUUUGCAAACCAUAUUUCAUGCACAAUAGAAAUGGCCUCUACAGACGUAAACUUCGAAGUUGCUGUUUUGGAUGAAAUUCAGAUGAUAAACGAUGAGACUAGAGGGUGUGCAUGGAGCAGAGCUUUGCUGGGGUUAAGGGCCGAUGAAAUCCAUCUAUGUGGUGAUCCUACUGUUUUGAAGCUUGUAAGGGAAAUUUGUAGUAAGACUGGGGAUGAUAUAAUUGUGCAUCAUUAUGGCAGGUUCAAGCCUUUGGUUGUGGAAGCCAAGACGCUUCAAAGAAGUUUUGACCACAUCGAGUCGGGAGAUUGUAUUGUGGCUUUCUCACGAAGGGAGCUCUUUGAGAUCAGAAUGGCAAUUGAGAAGUUUACUAAACAUCGUUGUUGCAUCAUAUAUGGUGCUCUCCCACCUGAGACUAGAAAACAACAGGCAAAUCUUUUUAACAAUCAAGAUAAUGAUUUUGAUGUUCUUGUGGCAAGUGAUGCUAUUGGCAUGGGUCUUAACUUAAAUAUCAAAAGAAUUGUAUUUUAUGGUCUCCAGAAAUAUAAUGGUUUUAGACUGCAACAUGUUCCUGCUUCUCAAGUAAAACAGAUUGCUGGAAGAGCGGGCAGGAGAGGGAGCCCAUAUCCAGAGGGACUGACGACCACAUUCAAGUUAGAAGACUUGGAUUAUCUAAUAGAUUGCUUGCGGCAACCAUUUGAAGAAUGCAAAAGUGCUGGCCUCUUUCCAUUUUUUGAACAAAUUGAGCUAUUUGCCGGGCAGCUUCCAAAUAUUACCUUUGUUGAGCUGCUAGAAACCUUUGCCAAACGUUGUGUGUUGGAUGGAUCUUACUUCCUUUGCAAACAUGAUCAUGUAAAAAAGGUGGCACGCAUGCUGGAAAAAAUACCAGAGUUGUCACUUCGAGAACGGUAUAAUUUUUGCUAUGCACCUGUUAGUACAAGUGAUUCUAAAGCAAUGGCCUAUUUAACAAGAUUUGCUCAACAAUAUGGCAAAAAUCCUCCUGUACGAUUACAAUUAGGUGUGCCUAGAGGAUCUGCACGAAAUGAUCUGGAGCUUUUAGAUCUUGAAACUAAGCACCAAAUCUUAUCGAUGUAUCUAUGGCUAUCUCAUCAUUUCAGGGAGGAGACAUUUCCAUAUAAGGAGAGAGCAGAAAUCAUGGCUAGGGAUAUAGUAGAUCUACUUAACAAGUCUCUUGCCAAAGCGUGCUGGAAACCUGAGUCAAGAAACAGAAAGACAACUCCACCAAAAAAUGUUUCCGCUGUUGGGAGGCAACUUGUGAUUAUAAAAGAGGAGGCACGUAGGCUGGUUGCAUGUUAGGGAGGCAUACAAAGGAUGAAAUUUUCCAAGGACUUUCAGAGGUCAUUAAUAGAUUGCAAUGACUUUUUUGAAAUUUAUGCAAAGAUCCUGUAGACUGAAGUUUCUUUUUAUAAAUUAUAGCUGGAGAAGGUAAAACUCUAUAGAGGGGUGUUCCGUGCUACAAGCAAUUAUCUGCUGCUCGUUCAGGAUACAGAUUUUGUAAUGGGCAAAAUGUUAAUGUUGUCGGAAAGUCUAGCUCACAUCUGUUGUAUGAGAAUAUUGAAGAUCCUUUUGUUUUUAUAAAGUGGUGUUUCCUGCAAUUUUUAUACGUCUUGAAAAUAUGAUGCACAUCUGAUAAGUACAAGGAUGUGUUGCACAUCCGCCUUGAAUACCUGUGUCAUGAAUCACUGUAGAGAGAAAAUCAUCAAACACAAUAUGUGAACUCUGUUAUAGAGCUAAAGAUAGUUGAUGCCCUGUAUAUCGGAUAAUAAUGCAACUGGAUAACUUAGCAUUAUGUAUUUUUGCACGCAUAUUUGCUCAAAGUAUCUGCUGCUCGUUCAGGAUACAGAUUUUGUAAUAGGCAAAAUGUUAAUGUUGUCUGAAAGUCUAGCUCACAUCUGUUGUAUGAGAAUAUUGAAGAUCAUCUUGUUUUUAUAAAGUGGUGUUUCCUGCAAUUUUUAUA
Cryptomeria japonica (Japanese cedar) is the source of this 3348-nucleotide messenger RNA. RefSeq names its product DExH-box ATP-dependent RNA helicase DExH18, mitochondrial. Gene Ontology annotation, biological process: mitochondrial RNA 3'-end processing; RNA catabolic process. Gene Ontology annotation, cellular component: mitochondrial degradosome. Gene Ontology annotation, molecular function: ATP binding; hydrolase activity, acting on acid anhydrides; RNA helicase activity. The transcript is spliced from 3 exons. The record is from RefSeq and is a predicted model, not a curated record. NCBI's taxonomy places the organism in Eukaryota, Viridiplantae, Streptophyta, Pinopsida, Cupressales, Cupressaceae. Bases 372 to 2687 code for a protein of 771 amino acids.